This is a messenger RNA of Doryrhamphus excisus (bluestripe pipefish), 6766 nucleotides long. RefSeq names its product dispatched RND transporter family member 2 (gene disp2). Gene Ontology annotation, cellular component: membrane. Gene Ontology annotation, molecular function: transmembrane transporter activity. Gene Ontology annotation, biological process: smoothened signaling pathway. NCBI's taxonomy places the organism in Eukaryota, Metazoa, Chordata, Actinopteri, Syngnathiformes, Syngnathidae. The record is from RefSeq and is a predicted model, not a curated record.
AUUAAAAAAAUCAAAGUGGUCCACGCAUCAUUUUGAUUUUCAGAGAAAGUUUGGACAACCAUCACAAUAUGUUUCGUAUUGAGCAACUGUACCCGAUAUUAUGUCCAGUGACGUCAUCAUCAAUUAGGUUAUUAUGUUACUGUAGCAUCCUCCAUCAACGCGGAAGCUGCGUAUUAUUUUCUCCGAUUCCUCUCGGACCGAUGUGUUGCAUUGUAUCCGCCAUGGGCGCGCCAGUACCGGCGUACUGAUGGACAGAACCAGGCAGCCUUUUCAGCAUCAUCGAGUCUCCGCCAAUCAGCGGUCAGCUCCGGGCAGAUUAACCCGCAGAGCCCCGGUGAUGCUCCGUAUAGUAGAGCCACAAACAAGCCUGUCUGGCACAGCAGCAAAACGGGGACCUUUUGAUCAAAGCGGUGUUUUUUUUAUGCAUCGGUAACUGGAUGUAAAGGAGCAGGAGAUGGAGGCUGACUCGACUAAAGGAGACAGCACGGAUGCGAUAGUGAUGGAUGAUGGUUGUGCAGAAGAAAGGAGCAUCCAUGAUACCUAUCGCAGUGGAAUCCCGGCUGUGUCGCUAUGCCCACCCGAUACACCCAGCGUGUAUCCUGGCCAAGCCCAUUCGAGCGCCAUCCAAGCUGAGCGAGAGUUAUGUGAUAGCUGCAGCAGCCUCGAUGGACCCUCUUCCUCCACUCAGCUUUAUCACAAACUCCCCAGGGGUUCAGCACAACUCCAAAAAUGUCCCCACUGCAGUCCUUACAAUGCUCUCAAUCCAAACAAAUGCGGAGACCCAAACAACACGGUUGGCUCGAAUGCAGAGGGGGGUGAGCUGGUGAAAGUGGGACACAGCUGUGGUUCAGCCCAUCAGGCGUCUCGCCAGGAUGAAGCGGCGAGAUGUCACUGGCUGCAUGGGUCAAGAGGAGGCGACGCGCAGAAACGGAUGCAGAGACACGUGGUGACAGCCGGAGACGGAGGACUUCACUGCUUUGUGAGAAGUUACUCCCAGGUGCUGGUGGACUACCCACUAGAGAUUCUUGUGGGGUGUGGCUUACUGCUUCUUGGAUGUUCUCUGGCUGGCCUCUUCAUUGGUCCACUGCCAGACUUCUCUGAGCCUCUGCUGGGCUUUGAGCCACGAGGGACAAACAUCGGGAUUCGCCAGUCCAGCUUGUCCAAGCUGCAGGAGAACACCGGCCCAGGGAAAGCCUUGUCUCUGUUGCCGCAGCAGCUCACUAAAAGCAGUGCUUCUAACGAAGACGGCAUCCACAACACCUCAGGACUACGAUUAAAGAGGAUGUUAGCCAGAGACUCCACUUCAGAGUCAUUCCUAUGCGACGCCCCAGGCCAGCAUUUAGCCCAGCUGGUGUUUCGCUCAGAAAACUCAGCCAGCCUCUGGAGCCUGAAGGCCAUCCACGCCAUGUGCGAGAUGGAACAAUCUAGAAUACGCUCCCAGGCUCAGUUCCAGGAUGUGUGCCAGCAGCAUGUGAGAGCUGAGGCUGAAGCGGUGUCCAGAAGUGGCUGCUGUCCAAGCUGGUCUAUAGGAAAUUACUUAGCGGUCCUGACUAAUGCCUCCUGCUGCCUAAGCCUAACCUCACACCAGGUCUCCGAGGCUCUUAAUCUUCUCCGGAGGUGUGCUCCUUACUACCAUGAGGGACACCUAGUGGACGCCUGUUUUCAGAGACACAAAUAUGGCAGCUGUUCUUCUGUCCCAUCUCACUGCAAGCAAUCUCGCAUAGUUUUCCAAAUUCUGCACUUCCUGGUUGAUAAAGACUUCCUCAGCCCACAGACAGCGGAGUAUCAGAUCCCAACCCUCAAGUACAGUCUUCUAUUUCUACCGGUCGAUAAAGGGGAACGCAUGAUGGAGAUCUACAUGAGGAGCCUGAAGGGAAGAGAUCUAACAUACAAGAAUACAACGGUCACCGGCAUGGAUCUUGGAAUCAAGCAAGCACUGUUCAAGUAUUAUCUGGCAAGAGACUCGGUAUUCCCGGUCCUUGCAGUCAUUUCGCUUCUCUUCACAAUGGCGCUUUAUCUCCACUCUCUCUUCGUGGUGGCGUUAUCUGUGCUAGCAAUCGCAGGCUCCCUCCUCACUUCCUAUUUCCUCUACAAAGUAGCAUUUCGUUUGACUUUCUUCCCUUUGGUUAACCUCUCAGCAGCGCUUAUUCUCCUGGGAAGUUGCUCCAAUCAAGUUUUUAUCUUUGCCGACUUCUGGAAUCUGCAGUUGUCCCAGAAGCCCUCGACCUCCCUGGAGAAGAGAGUGCACAGGGUUUUGCAGGAAAUGGGCUAUUUGAUUCUAGCGUCAGGAUUGACUUCCAGUGCGGCUUUUUUCUCCGGUUAUCUCAGCAGCAUCACAGCUAUCAGAUGUUUCGCCGUUUAUCUCGGCACGGCCUCCUUGGUCAGCUCUCUUUUAGCGCUGGUGUGGCUGCCGUGCGCGUUCAUCCUGCGUGAGCGCUAUACAGCAUCCUCUGCAUCCGUACCGCUGCAGGAGUGGAAGCCCUGUUGCAGUAAAAACCCCCUCGGAUUCUGGGAUGCGAGCUCACGCAAGAGAUGCCUCUUCACAUUUGGGCAGAAGCUGAGAGAACUGAAACGAGGUCUUGCCGACACGUCUAAUUUAGUGUUCCUCAAAAUCCUGCCUUGUGGAGUGGUAAAGUUCCGCUACAUCUGGGUGUGCUGGUUCGCAGUGCUAGCUGCAGGUGGUACGUACAUGUCCUGCUUUGACCCGGGAAUGAAGCUCCCCACCCUUGACAGCACGGUCACACAGCUUUUCCGCUCCAGUCACCCAUUUGAAAGAUACGAUGCCGAAUAUCGUCACAUGUUUAUGUUUGAACGACAAACAAACGGAGAAGAUAGGCCCGUGACGUUGACGCUUGUUUGGGGAGUCAAACCGACUGACAACGGAAAUCACUUUAACCCAAAAAGCAAUGGUUCUUUGGUUCUAGAUCCAGACUUUACAAUGAGUCAACGUGAUGCUCAGGUCUGGUUGAGGGACCUGUGCGGACGGGUUCAAAACCAAAGUUUUUACUCUGCCCCAUCCCCUACGGACAAAGAGUCGAUGAUAGAUAAUGUCUGUCUUGUGGACCAGCUUAUCCAUUGGGUAUCUCUUAGAAGGUGCUCACAAAGCCAUGAUGCACUUCAUCUUUGCUGCAACGACAUCACCUUCCCGUUCCCCCCGAGCGUCUUUGAGAGCUGCCUGAGCAUGAUGCUGGCAGAGAAGUCCAACGAAGGCCAUAUGAGCAAAGUGGGCGGGCCUUACUUCCAUCCAGAUGGCCGCAUCGCCGCCUUGGUGCUGGCAUUCAAAACCACAUACAGCUACAGCUUCAACUUCAGCCAAACAAGCGUUUUCUACAGAGAAACCCUGGCGUGGUUCAACAAGGAAAUAUCAGGAGCACCAAAAGGGUUGGAGAAAGGUUGGUUCGUCAGCCAGCUGUCUCUUUUUGACCUUCAACAAGCCUUGAGCUCAGAGACAUUAGCAGUAGCUGGCACUUCCGUGUCGCUUACAUUUAUUUUGCUUCUCAUAACCACCUGGAAUAUUCCAUUAAGUCUUUACGGGACCGUAGCUGUGGGUGGUAGUGUCUUUGUUACCGUUGGACUACUGGUCCUCCUCGAGUGGCAGCUUAGUGGCAUUGAGGCUUUGUUCAUCUCAUCCGCAGCGGGGCUAUGUGUUGAUUUUGUGGCCAACUACUGUAUUUCUUACUGCUUUGCUCCUCAUUCAGAUCAAAUAGGAAAAGUAGCACACGCUACAAAGAGGAUGGGAUGUCCUGUAGCAAUCAUUUCUGGGGCUUUUUUCUGCACUGGGCUCAUUAUGUCGCCUUCGACUGUGUUGCUCUUCAGGAAAUUGGGGAUUUUCUUAUUUUUGGUUAAAUGUGUAGCAUGUGGAUUUGCAACUUUCUUUUUCCAGUCCCUGUGCUGCUUCUUUGGCCCUCAGAGGAACUGUGGCAGGAUUCCACUCCCCUGUAUGUCAGAUCCGUCUGGCGGGACGAUGUCAUCUUGCUCAGGGUCAGAAGAAGGCGCCUUGUCCACUAACGGUGCUUUUGACAGAGCCAGAUUGAGAAGGACUUAUGACAAAGAAGCAGGUGGUUACCUCUACUCCAAUCAGCAGAGGGGGAGACAGUUGGGAACAGGAGGCGGGGCCAGAGGGCCGGAACAGUACGAGCUGCAACCAUUGGCCUAUCGACUGAGUGACAGCUUUGAGAACAGCACCUGCACCAGUAAACUGUCCAACAGGCCUUCUGUGCUGUCUGAUGAGAUCGAGUACUGCGGGAGCGAUGCGGCCUCGGCGGGGGAAGGUGGGCAGAUGUGCCAAGCACCUGUAGCUCUGCAGACUUCUUCUCCAUACAAAGAGAACCCGAGACGAUCUGUAGAUCUUGCAAAGGAUGACAUGACUCUCGGCAAGAAGUUGUGUAAAUCUUGUCAGGAUCCUUCCAGCACGCUGCAACACUGGACCAAUAAAACAUUCUCCUCGUCUUCUAGCAUGGAUGAGACCAUAAUAAGCCACACCCUUGAGACCACCGACCAGACGUGUCUGUGCACAGAUGAGCAAACCACAGAUGAGAGACUCCUUCAGGCCUCCUCUCGGUCCAUUAGCUCCUGUGAGUUCCUGGAUGAUUCCAAUGAAACGUGUUUGAGCGACAUUGAAGCAGGGCCUUCAAACGCCCAGAGUGAUGGAGAAGCUCAGUUACAACCGGGACACCUGAAUGGAAAAAGAGACACAUUGCGUCUCUCACUCCGGGAGACCGUUUAUGAAACGUGUGGGAAAGGUCGCAGCAGUCAGACUGGGGACAUUGUCAUUUUACCCAACAGCAAGCCGGACUUACCAGACAUUUGGAUUAAAAGAGAUGGACGAGAAGACACGCUAUAAGCAGUUUUAUCGUAAUAUCUUUCACAUGGACAUUAGCCUAACAUAUUUGCAUUACAAGCAUUGACUUCAAUAGGACAGUUUUCUGUCCUAACGACAUUGCACAUAAACAAAUGUGCAACCACAGUCUUUGUUUACACUUAAUAUCAAGAUUAUGCAAUAGUUUUACUUUAAAGUGAAUUAAUUUAAUAGCUGCUUCUUUAUUUUCCACUAAUCUCUGAAACACAGAGAAAAGGAUUCUUUAAGGUGUGAGGUGCCAGAAAAAUAAUUAUUUUUAAAGCUAACUUCUGUUAUAUAUCAAUGCAAAAUGAACCCAUUUUACUUCUCACACUGAGACUAAAUAAGACUACUGAAGUUCAGUUUUUUGGAGAGUUUCAUUUUUGAGUAAUUAUUGUUAAAAGUCUGUUUUUUUUUACCUUAUAAUUAAACUAAAGGCUGAGGUCCAGCGGCACCCACCCUAUUGCAAAACUUGCUUGGGUUCAUCCACAUCACGUGGUGGACGUUUGAUCAUGUUUGGGGGCGUGAGUAUCACGCCUGUAGAUGGCGCCCGAUUUGGCGAGCCUUGAGAAUUAGUAAAUGCAUUUUUUCCCUUUCCCCCUCCCCGGCACCCCCUGGAGAAUGUCACCCAAUUGGACAUAUGGCCCACAUCGAGAACCGCUACUGCCCCUUGCAACCUUUAAUGGACUACUCUGACCUCAAUUUGACUUCUUGGUUCAAACUAAAUACAAAGAAGUGAAUCAAUGAAAGGGAAAUGUAAGACCAGAAAUCCACUGUUAUUAAACAACAUACAUUUUAUGUGCUAAAUAUUGUAUUGUAAAUGUCAGCUAUGAGGAUGGUUGUUAUGGCAAAUGUGUGACACACAAUGUCGCUUACACUUUGUCAGCAGAGGAUGCAGUUGGCCAACAAACAUUCAGAUUUCAAGAAAAGGGCCCUCCGAAAUACACAAGUACAAAUACAACGCAUCCACUAUAUUUUGCGUUAUUUGUUUUAUGUAGCCAUUAAGGAAGCCAGAAGCCAGUUAACUGUGUAUCAUGACUUGUGAAAACUGAAUAGUUUAUUCUCGUGUCCGUGACCAAAUUAUUACAUUGGCUGUAAAGGCAAAUGAGUGUAAAGCAAAUUAAGUAUGUGUGUGUGUGUCUGUGUAGAUCAAAGUGUGCUUUAAUGAAACGAGUAAUUGUUUACUUUGUUGAAAAACAGAAAACUAUCUUUUGAACAGAAAGCUUUUAUCCAGACUCAAUCUCAGUGUCUCGUCAUUGCCAUGUAAAACAAUCUUGAACAAAAAUGUGCCAAAUGUCUAUUGACUGCAGAAACACCUGUUUUGUGUGUCGUGUGUUUGUGUGCUAAAAAGGUGACAUAGAAAUGUUCAUCUUGCUUAUGAAGUGUACCUUUUCUCAUUAUACAGAAGCAACAAGGCUCCACAAUAAAUGGAUAGUCUGCCUUAGAAAGGAGUCAUUUAUUCCAGACUUCCCAGAAGAAAAAUGAGGGAAUUUCCAAGGUUAUUUCCAAACCGCUGAUAAUGAAAUAUUUUCUUGCAUAAUGGGAAUUAUUGGCUUUUUGUAAAGGGACUCAACACAUAUGAAACUAAAAUCAUAUACAGUAGAAAACAAAUGACCAGAUAUCGCCACUGUGGAUGAUAACCUCUCUGAUUCUCAGACUUGGAAAACAUGAUGGAAACAUGAUUUAAAAAAACAUGGUUUUAAAGUGUUUUAAUACAAAGAAGGAUUCUCAACACCAGAUAACCAAGUCGACCUUCAAUAAUGAGAAAAUUAUUUCAUUAAAGGGACAGGCUAUUCCCACACCCAAGUCCGACUGGUGUAUGCUGUUCAAAUCAUGCUAUUCCUAAUGUCAAAUAAAAAUGUAAGUAUCCAUUCAUUAUAGGAACAAAUUAUACCAUUAAAUAUAUGUUCCUGCCAAACAUUGGCCCCA